CCCGACCGGAAGCAAAACUUUUUGGCCCAUCGCGCGUUCGCAUACACUUCGUUUGUGCUCGUCAGCAAUGGCCUCAGACUCGAAGACGGAGGACGCCUCAACUAGAACAUCCCUCACUGUUCAUGCAAAGGAGCAUGCAGAGGAGCAUGGAAGAGUCCCAUUCUCUACUCUCGACCUUUCGGAGAAAACCAUCAAAGGAAUCGAGGACAUGGGCUUCGAAACAAUGACGAGAAUUCAAGAAAGAACCAUCCCCCCACUGCUAGCCGGUAAAGACGUACUGGGAGCUGCAAAAACUGGCUCCGGGAAAACCCUGGCUUUUCUUAUCCCGAGCGUCGAACUGCUGUACAAAAUGAAGUUUUUGCCCCGAAAUGGCACCGGCGUCAUAAUAAUAUCUCCAACGAGAGAGCUUGCGCUCCAAAUCUUUUCUGUUGCCAAGGAGUUGAUGAAACAUCACUCCCAGACAUUGGGUAUUCUCAUGGGUGGAGCCAGCCGACAUGCAGAGACUCAGAAGCUCGAAAAAGGCGUCAAUUUACUUGUUGCUACGCCUGGUCGACUGCUUGACCACCUCAAUAGUACAAAGGGUUUCGUCUAUCAUAAUUUGAAGGCAUUAGUAAUCGAUGAAGCGGAUCGGAUCAUGGAGAUUGGGUUCGAACGCCAGAUGACUCAGAUCAUCAAAUUCCUACCAAACGAGAGUCGACAAUCGAUGCUGUUUUCAGCCACGCAAACGACACAGGUUACUGAUCUUGCUCGGAUAUCUCUCCGCCCAAACCCCAUGUUCAUAGACGUCGAGCAAAAAUCGGAUGCUAGCACAAACAUCACACUCUCACAAGGCUACGUCGUGUGUCCGUCCGACCGACGGUUCCUGUUAUUAUUCACAUUCCUGAAAAAGAACAUGAAGAAGAAGAUCAUUGUGUUCUUCUCCACCUGCAGAUCAGUCCAGUAUUAUGCCGCAUUGCUAAAUUAUAUCGAUAUCCCUGUUCUCGAAUUACACGGGAGUCUGAAGCAGGCAAAAAGAACGUCCACAUUCUUCGAGUUUACUAAUGCAUCGCACGGGACGCUCUUAAGCACUGAUGUUGCUGCACGGGGGCUCGAUAUACCUGCAGUAGACUGGAUUAUCCAGUUUGACCCUCCGGAUGAUCACAAGGCAUACAUUCAUCGUGUAGGUCGGACGGCGCGUGCUGGGAAAUCAGGCAACAGUCUUCUCUUCCUCCUUGAAAGUGAACUCGGUUUUCUUCGAUUCCUCCGCGAUGCCCGUGUGCCACUCAAUGAAUUCACCUUCCCUCCCGAACGCAUUGCAAACGUCCAAUCACAAUUAGAAAAGCUUCUUAAAGAGAACUUCCAUCUCUAUGACGCCGCCAAGAAAGCUUACCAGUCCUACCUUAGAGCAUAUUCGACUGCCACUCUAAAGAAGGUCUUCGAUGUGCACCAGCUUGACUUGACUAAGGUUGGAAGGGCGUUUGGUUUCUCUGUGCCCCCAGCUGUUGACAUAGAUUUUGGGGGGAAGAGGAAGCGUGAGAAAGAUGAUGAUGGCGCAGUUCCUGCGCGGAAAAAGAAGUGAGGGAAUGCCAACCGAAGGGGAUGCGUGGGGAAGGAGGGUGAGAUGGUGGAUGAGGGUGGUAGCCGGGGAUCCAGUUCCUGUCCGGUAUAUACGUUGUACUAGAUUAUUUUUGCUUGGUUGGCGGGUGCGCUAAUUGCGCUCUAUGCUUUACUGUUUAGUACGUUGGGCCAGGGUAGCUCCUGUCAUGCCAAGUGGCACAAAGUCAGCUCUAACGACCAGUAUUUGCUUUGAAGGAAACAUUAAAUCCAAGCAGCAUGUUG
This is a messenger RNA of Cantharellus anzutake, 1818 nucleotides long. RefSeq names its product P-loop containing nucleoside triphosphate hydrolase protein. Gene Ontology annotation, biological process: maturation of LSU-rRNA from tricistronic rRNA transcript (SSU-rRNA, 5.8S rRNA, LSU-rRNA). The transcript has 5 exons. The record is from RefSeq and is a predicted model, not a curated record. The coding region runs from base 68 to 1558 and encodes 496 amino acids. Gene Ontology annotation, cellular component: nucleolus. Gene Ontology annotation, molecular function: RNA helicase activity; ATP binding; nucleic acid binding. Lineage: Eukaryota; Fungi; Basidiomycota; Agaricomycetes; Cantharellales; Hydnaceae.